AGUUAAAAGAAGUAUAACGUCGAUUAAGAAUGAAAUUUGUCUUACAUCUUUUUCCCUGCUAUUUCCUUCAAAAGUGUAGUAAUCUCUCGCUUCCACUAUUCUUUUCCAUGCUAUUUACACAAUUUCCCCUAUAUAUAUAUAUCAUGGAUUAUCACGUUUAUCCCACGCAUCCGCUAGUAAUAGCGAUACAAACCGUUUCUUCGAACGGAUAGAUCCGGAGACUUUCUCGCUUCAAGGAUUUUCGCUUCGAAAAUUCAGAGAGCUCUCUUCUUUCUUUGAGCCGUGUAUAUCGAGGUAUGCACGUGCACUGUUCCGAAUGUUCCUAAAGAUUAGACGUGUUUUUGUGUAGGUGUAAAUGCGGAUGAGAUAUUGAAGCCCGAUCCACUGCUGGUGCACUCUCGGGAAGAAAUCGAAAGGCUGCAAAAUGCAAACGCGGCGCUCGAAGAUAAAGUGAGGGAUCUGGAGGAAACUCUGGCCGAACGAGACUGUUGCGACGAUCCUGGCGCCACGAUUUUCUUCCUCAGGGAGAAGAUGAGAUAUUUUAGGGAGCGUUUCGCGCUUGAAAAGAAAGAAUUGCGAGACAUGAUAUCGGAAUUGAAGUUGAAAUUGGCGCAGACCGAGGAGAAUGUCACCUGCCCGGCGAUACAUCGUCUAAGGGCGAAGCUUCGUGACCUCAUGAAAGGGGAGCCAAUCGAGACGUUGGUGUCCAUCUCGAAAAGCUGCGAGGAUCUGCGUUCAGAGAACGAGAAUCUGAAGGCCGAAAUGGCCAAUUUGAAACGCGCGUUGGCCCAGUGUGAAGCAAAGAUAAAAGACAUAGAGGAGCCGAAGGAAGUGAAAGUGGUCGAGACGGUCACUGUGCCUGAAUACGUCGAUAUCGAAGAUUUGUUGAACAAAUUGAACAAUUGCGAGCAAACGGUGGUCAAUCUGACGAAAGAGUUGGAGGAGAAGAACAAUAAAAUCGACGCGUUGAACAAAGAAUUGGAGCAGAUGCUCAUUUUGAAAAGUCUGGAGGAGCAAAUAAUGAUAAUGAAACAGGACCUCAAGAAGAAAGACGAGAAGGUACGGUGUUCAAAAGUAAUGCUAGCAAACUUAAUGGGGAUGAGUUUUCCUUGCUGACUCGAAUUGAUUUUCNCUCUCUCUCU
Messenger RNA from Apis florea (little honeybee), 1142 nucleotides. RefSeq lists its product as uncharacterized. The record is from RefSeq and is a predicted model, not a curated record. Gene Ontology annotation, cellular component: cytoskeleton. Lineage: Eukaryota; Metazoa; Arthropoda; Insecta; Hymenoptera; Apidae.